GGGUAGUGCUUUCCGUAAGUGUCUUGUCGCCCAAGCAGGCUGGCAGAAAGCCCAAUUCUCAAAUUCCAUUGUUCUUGUUCGAAUUCCUCCGACCCUUCCGUUUUAUUCAGAUUACAAGCUCCCGCCGAAGUUUAAAGAGAAGCACAGACAGAAAUGGCUCGAUAUGAUCGUGCGAUCACAGUAUUCUCUCCAGAUGGCCAUCUGUUUCAAGUUGAGUACGCCCUCGAGGCUGUACGCAAGGGUAACGCCGCCGUUGGAGUUCGAGGUACCGACACCAUUGUUCUCGGUGUCGAGAAGAAAUCUACCGCUAAACUUCAAGACACGAGAUCAGUUAGAAAGAUUGUAAAUCUUGAUAACCACAUUGCUUUGGCUUGUGCCGGGCUAAAAGCAGAUGCAAGAGUCCUGAUAAACAAGGCAAGGAUUGAGUGUCAAAGCCAUAGGCUUACCGUUGAGGAUCCUGUAACAGUUGAAUACAUCACGCGUUACAUUGCUGGUCUUCAACAGAAGUAUACACAAAGCGGUGGUGUGAGGCCAUUUGGCCUUUCAACUUUGAUUGUGGGCUUUGACCCAUACACUGGUGUUCCAUCACUCUAUCAGACAGAUCCAUCCGGGACAUUUUCGGCUUGGAAAGCUAAUGCGACUGGGAGAAACUCAAAUUCUAUGCGUGAGUUUUUGGAGAAGAACUUCAAGGAAACUUCUGGGCAAGAGACUAUAAAGCUUACAAUCCGUGCAUUGCUAGAAGUUGUUGAGAGUGGUGGAAAGAAUAUAGAGAUUGCUGUAAUGACAAGAGAACAUGGGCUACGGCAACUUGAGGAAGCUGAAAUUGAUGCCAUUGUUGCUGAAAUAGAAGCAGAGAAAGCAUCAGCAGAGGCUGCAAAGAAGGGGCCUCCAAAAGAAACCUAAUUCUUGCCCAGCUUUUAAAUUUCACUUGGGAGUUUCUGGAAAGUUGGAUUGAGAUAGGUAUUUCUUGUUUUGGAUGUUGUUGCUUGCUUUUUUACUUAUGUUAGUCCUCUGAAUUCUACAGAGCGCUCAAAGCAAUUUCAAUCAUGUUUAUGUUUUUCCCCCUUAAUAUAAAAUUGCACUGAUGAUUGGGACCA
Molecule: messenger RNA, 1097 nt
Organism: Telopea speciosissima
Lineage: Eukaryota; Viridiplantae; Streptophyta; Magnoliopsida; Proteales; Proteaceae
Product: proteasome subunit alpha type-7
Exons: 3
Coding region: 154-903 (249 amino acids)
Biological process (GO): ubiquitin-dependent protein catabolic process
Cellular component (GO): nucleus; proteasome core complex, alpha-subunit complex; proteasome core complex
Source: RefSeq, a predicted model, not a curated record